Messenger RNA from Triticum aestivum (bread wheat), 1246 nucleotides. RefSeq names its product RING-H2 finger protein ATL67. NCBI's taxonomy places the organism in Eukaryota, Viridiplantae, Streptophyta, Magnoliopsida, Poales, Poaceae. Gene Ontology annotation, biological process: protein ubiquitination. Gene Ontology annotation, molecular function: transferase activity. The transcript has a single exon. Bases 285 to 896 code for a protein of 203 amino acids. The record is from RefSeq and is a predicted model, not a curated record.
GCAGCGACGGCAGAGCAGAGAGGAGGAGGGGAGCACGGCAUCGGCAGGGCAGGGCAGGGCAAGCGCGUCCGUCCGUGCGUCCCGCGCCAUAACUCCGCUCCCCUCCUCCCUCAUCCCCGGCAAUUAAUGCCGCCAACUACCACGACAUCCACCCCGCAAAACCUAGGCAGCGCACAAAUACCCCCACCCCACCCCACCCCACCCCCUCCCCCCGCCCGUCCCCACCUCGCCAUGCCAUUCCGCCCCACCGUCUCGCCCCCGCCGACCACCGCCGUCUCGCCGCCAUGUCCCUCGCCGACGCGCUCGCCGACAUCGGCCUCGGCUACGCCAUCGCCAUCGCGCUCGGCUUCCUCGUGCUCCUCGCCGCGAUCCUCCUCGCCUACCACUUCUGCUGCCGCCGCCGCGCCGCGGCCCACCACCACCACCAGGGCGCUCAGCAGCAGCAGCACCACUCCGGCCGCCACGGGGCCGCCUCCUCCUCCGCGUCCAGCUCGGGCCACAUCUCCAUCACCGUGCCGCGCUUCGUGUUCGUCGCCGAGGACGACUCGCCGGGCUCCUCCUCGCGGGGCGCCACCGGGUCCACCCCCGUCGGCCUCGACCCCGCCGUGAUCGCCUCCUACCCCAAGGCGCCCUUCUCCCGGGCCGCCGCCGCCGGCGACCUCGCCUGCUCGAUCUGCCUCUGCGAGUACCGCGACGGGGAGAUGCAGCGCAUCAUGCCCGAGUGCCGCCACCGCUUCCACCUCAUGUGCCUCGACGCCUGGCUGCGCCGCAGCGCCUCCUGCCCCGUCUGCCGCAACUCACCCAUCCCCACCCCCGUCACCACCCCGCUCAACACCCCGCUCUCCGAGAUCGUCCCGCUCUCCCAGUACGCCGCCGACCGCCGCCGCCACAGGUGACCUGACAGAUUUACUCCAUUUCUUAGCACCAUCUGCUGCCGCCGCCGCUGCUGCUUGUCAGGAAUGGGAUUCGACUUGAUUACUUAGAGAGAUCGUCAGGAGAGGUUUCGCUAAUCUGCGGGGUUACUUAGGAGUAUCUUCAGAUUGUUCAGCUAGAACAGCAGAAGUUUUGCAGUAGAUCGAUGGACCGAGGCUGGCAGACAAGCUGUGUAAAUACAUUGUUCCUCCGUUCUAAUAUAGCUUAUAUCGACUGAUGUUACCUGUUGCCAUACAGUACUUGUAUGUGGAUUGUUAGUUACCAAACCGCUAUUCCGGUUAUAUGAUUGGUCAAUUUCAUGGUACAUUACUUC